This is a messenger RNA of Tachyglossus aculeatus (Australian echidna), 3059 nucleotides long. RefSeq names its product toll like receptor 4 (gene TLR4). Gene Ontology annotation, molecular function: transmembrane signaling receptor activity; protein binding; lipopolysaccharide immune receptor activity. The record is from RefSeq and is a predicted model, not a curated record. Gene Ontology annotation, cellular component: membrane. Gene Ontology annotation, biological process: toll-like receptor signaling pathway; inflammatory response; immune response. The transcript is spliced from 3 exons. Lineage: Eukaryota; Metazoa; Chordata; Mammalia; Monotremata; Tachyglossidae. Bases 69 to 2573 code for a protein of 834 amino acids.
CUGCCCUGGGCAGCAGUUGGCAUUUUCGUGCAUAUGCCUCACCUCCAUUGUUCAACAAAGAUGCCAGGAUGAAAACACCGUCUUUGCCCAUCUUUGCUUUGAUUUCGUCAUUGCUAUUCUGGUCCUGUUGGAUUGCUGACCAACGGAAGCUCUGCUUGGAGGUUGUUGCUAACAUUACAUACCAAUGCAUGGAACUGGAUCUCUCUGAAGUCCCUGCUGAGAUCCCAUCUUCAGCUCAGAACCUUGACCUGAGCUUCAACCCAUUAGGAACAUUGGUUCCAAAGGGCUUCUCAAUGCUCCCUGACCUGAGGAUGCUGGACCUAACCAGAUGUCAAAUUCAGGCGAUUGAAGAUGAUGCUUUCCGAGGACUAUGCAAUCUGUCCACCUUGAUUCUGACCGGCAAUCCUGUGCAAAGAUUGGGAGCGAGAGCUUUCUCUGGGCUGAUGAUGUUACAGAAGCUGGUUGCGGUGGAGAUGCAGGUGGUAUCUCUGGAGGAUCUGCCCCUUGGACAUCUGACAACCCUUCGGGAGCUGAAUGUGGGCCAUAACUUCAUCAGAUCUUCCAAACUACCCUCGUAUUUUGCUCACCUGGACUCCUUGCAGUAUUUGAACCUAUACAAAAAUCACAUUUCAAUGAUAUUGUUAGGAGACCUAGAUGUUUUGAAACGAAGACAGCAGCCUCUUCUUACCUUAGUUCUCUCCUUGAAUAAUAUCCUGAAUAUUGAACCAGGCUCUUUUGAGGGGCUUCAUCUCCAAGCACUGAAGAUGCGAGGUUGUUUUAGUGAUGUGAAUGUCACAAAGACUUGUAUCAAUGCACUGGCUGGUUUGCAAGUCCAUCAGCUGGUCCUUGGAGAGUUUAGAGAAAAUCAUAAUGACAUGCCUGAGGACUUUGGUGUCUUUGAUGGGUUGUGCAAGGUGGAAAUUGAGGAGUUUAGGAUAGUUUACUACAAGGGCUUAAUCUAUAAUACCAACAUUUUUUCCAACUGCCUGCUUAAUGUUUCUGUUCUUAGGGUGGUGUCCACAUCUUUAGAUCAGGUAUCCAACCUUCCAGCGGCUACCAGAUGGCAAACCUUGCAUUUCAAUAGGUGUGGAUUUUCAGAGGUACCCGCUGACUCGCUUAGACCUCUCACCCAGCUUAAGGAGCUCCAGAUCACUGAGAAUGAUGAACUCAAGGAAUUCGAGCAGGAGCUUUGUCUGCCCAAUCUUGAAUUCCUGGAUCUCAGUCGAAACCGUCUUAAUUUCAAAAGCUGCUGUUCCGACACACUGUUUGGCACCCCGAGAUUGAAGCACUUGAACCUGAGCUUCAACUUUCAUAUUGACAUAACGGUAAACUUUAUGGGGCUGGUGGAGUUGCAGUACCUGGAUCUGCAGCAUUCAAAGUUGAAUGGCCCCGGCCAUUUUCCUGCCUUCGUCUUGCUCACAAAACUCAUUUACCUUGAUAUUUCCUACACCAACACGCACAUUAACUCUGCAGGCACCUUCUAUGGCUUGGAAAGUCUUGAAGUGCUAAAAAUGGCAGGUAACACCUUCCAUAACAAGUUCCUGAAAGAUAACUUCAGAAAUGUGUCCCGCCUGCUCUAUCUGGAUAUUUCCAAUUGCCAGUUGGAACAGGUGUCCCGUCAAGCUUUUGCUUCUCUCCAUCAGCUACAAGAAUUGAAUAUUAGCCACAACAAGUUCCUCACAUUUCCAAUCGCCUGUACCUCACUCCAGUCCCUCAAGGUCCUGGAUUGCAGUUUCAAUCUCAUAGCGGCACCUGGAGAAGAAGCCCUGAGAAGUUUAUCGCAGACUCUGGUUCGCUUGGAUCUUUCCCAAAAUCCUUUGGACUGCUUCUGUGAUCACCUGGGGUUUCUGCAGUGGGUCAAGGACCAUAGAAAGCGGUUGUGGAAGCCUGAGCGAAUGACCUGUGCCAGACCCUCCAAUCUGGCAAACACCUUAGUCCUGGAUUUUAAGCCCUCUGCCUGUGAAGUCAAAAGGAUCAUUAUGUGGGUCUCCGUUGUUGGGGUGAUGGCUAUAGCUUUCAUUGUGGUCUUGGUUUAUAAAUUCUAUUUCCAUCUCAUGCUCCUUUCAGGUUGCAAAAGAUAUGGCCCAGGAGGGAACUCCUAUGAUGCUUUUGUCAUCUACUCCAGCCAGGAUGAGGAAUGGGUGAGGAAUGAACUAGUAAAGAAUCUCGAAGAAGGGGUGCCUCCGUUCCAGCUGUGUCUUCAUUAUAGAGACUUUAUGCCAGGGGUGGCGAUCACCUCCAACAUCAUCCAGGAAGGGUUUCACAAGAGCCGGAAAGUCAUCGUGGUCAUCUCCAAGCACUUCAUGGAGAGCCGGUGGUGCAGCUUUGAGUUUGAGAUUGCUCAGACUUGGCAGUUCCUCGAGAGUCAGGCUGGCAUCAUCCUCAUCGUCCUGCAGAAAGUGGACAAGUCUCAGCUGCAGCGGCGGAUGGGGCUGUCUCGUUAUCUCCACAGGAACACUUACCUGGAGUGGGAGGACAAUAAGAUCAGUCGACAUAUCUUCUGGAGGCGGCUCAGGAAUGCCCUCCUGGAUGGCAGUGUGUCCAGUGGAAUCAGGGAAAAAGUAGGCCCCUAAUGGCAGCUGCAAAAGGAGAGGAACAACUCCUGGGGCUCCUUCUCCUCCAUCUAAAGCUCCAUUUUCUUUCUCACUGUCUGUGCCCCGAUUUACUCACCUUUACCAAUCCUCUGACUGAGAUUCCUGCCUCCCAUUGUCACAUGCAACCACUUGACAACUCUGGGACAUUUGAAUUGGGGCUGGUGCUCCUCCCAAGUUCUCCAAGGCUGAAUGGCUAUAUAGACAUGUGUUCCCCAGUGGUUAGGCCUGGGCGUUAGAUUUUACAGCUAUGUGGAGUAAUUGGGAAGUGUACACUGGGCGAAAACUUGCUCUGGGACACCUAGGGUUCCCAGCAAGGACCCUAGCUAUAAGAGAGUGAAAACUGCUGGGCUGCCCAUCAAGUUCCUUUCUGGGCUAGGUUAGCCAUUUGUCCAGGGUUUGGCUAGUCUAUGCCCUGUUUGGUAUUGGGAUAUUAUUAUUAGUAUUAGUAUUGUCCUCAUUUGUUAA